GUUAUAAUUUAAAUUAUGGAGUUUUUAUACAGGAAAUGGAUAUAGAUUAUAACGUAUCCACUGAUUUUGAAGAUGAUGCUGGUGAUUAUAGCAACUUCACAACUUUCGACGAAUAUUUGCAAUUCAUUCAUCCAAAACCUUGGACUUGGGUUUUAAUUGUUCUACAUUCUCUUGUUUUCGUUAUCGGUUUGGUAGGAAACUGUUUGGUGUGCGUGGCGGUUUAUAGAAAUCACACGAUGCGUACCGUUACAAAUUACUUUAUAGUGAACUUAGCUUUGGCUGAUUUUAUGGUGAUUUUAUUUUGCUUACCACCUUCAGUGACAUGGGAUGUCACCAGUACGUGGUGGUUUGGGACGGCAUUAUGCAAGAUUGUGCUUUACAUGCAGAGUGUUUCGGUGACCGUAUCCGUACUGACUUUGACUUUCAUAUCAGUUGAUCGCUGGUACGCGAUUUGUUACCCGUUAAAGUUCAAAUCAACUACAGGAAGAGCUAAAACGGCCAUUGGGGUCAUUUGGAUAACAGCAAUGGCAUGUGAGCUUCCUGAGCCGAUUUACUUAACAGCGGUACCUUAUCACAAAACAUAUCUCUAUCUGACACAAUGUAUGCCGACAUGGACGACUGAAACCGAUUUAAUCUUCGUUCUGGUCAAAAUGAUAUUUUUCUACAUCAUUCCUCUGCUUUUCAUGUCGGUAGCGUAUCUGCAAAUCAUCAGAGUUCUUUGGAAAUCUGGCAAGGCACCACACCAAGCUAUGGAUUUUACAGGUAGCAGACUCACUAAUAGAUGUCAAUUGAAUUCAUUUGCUAUGAAUAUGAAUACUAGUACCGAGGGACAGUUAAGAUCUAGAAGGAAAGCUGCCAAAAUGCUUGUUGCUGUCGUCAUCAUGUUUGCGAUUUGUUUUUUUCCAGUUCAUUUACUAUCAGUUCUUAGAGUGACUGUGCAGUUAAGCAACAGUGAUACAAAUAUUGCAUUUUCAUUAAUUUCCCAUUGGUUGUGCUACGCGAACAGCGCUGUUAAUCCAAUUAUCUACAAUUUCAUGAGCGGAAAAUUCCGUAAAGAAUUCAGAAGAGGCUUCGACUCCUGCUUUAAACACAAUCUCGAAGAUCGUCUUCAUUAUCAAUCGGGAGGAGGAACUCUUUGUAAUAAAGAUUCGGGCUUCGCAUCGAGAACUCAAUCGAAAUACGACUACGAGUUACAUAGACUCAAUACAUCCAGAGAACCGGACACGAAACUUUUCAGAAAAAAUACUAGGACUAGUGUUUUACAGGUGGACAUAUAAAGUAUUAAAUUUUAUGAAUGAGGGGUAACUAUUUUGGUAAAUAUAACAUUGUGUAUUAAAAGUGUGGUUAAAAUUACUUUUGAUUUGUUAUAGAGCUAGUAUUAUCACUAUAUGUAGUGAGUUUCUAAAGACUUUCGCAUAUUUAAAUCGAGAACGAUAUAAUAAACGACAAUAGAAUUACCUCGAAUUGUCUAAUAUUUAAAUCCACAUAUCAUUAAAACGAUGACAUACGUGUCAAAAGUAGGAUUAUAUAAACCAAAUGUGAAAUAAUCAUUUGCACUAUCACUACUUAUAUUCCAAGAAAUUUUAUUAUGAAAUACAUACUUAUGCCCUCCAAAAAAAACUUUCUUGUCUGCUUCAAAUAACUUCAAGAGAAUUGAAAAGCAUUUUCAAUGCUAUCGAUUAUUUUCUAGAAUUGAAAACAAUUUAAAUUGUCUUUAGAAGAAAUAAUUUCAAUCCUAUUCAAGGACCCUCGAUCUAUUAUUAAUUGGCAUCGUUUUGAAAAGACAAUGAAUUUCCGUUUUUAAGAAAGCGAUUAAAAAAUUAGUCCUAAUAGAUGUUUUGGCAGUAGUCCUGUACGGUCUAAGAUUGAAAAUCGAUAACUGAACGCCUUUAGAAGCUCUCCCUAUCAUAAUUGGAUAUAUGUGGUUGAAAUUUUUUUCAUAAACUUUUAACAGAACGAGUCAACUGUUCAGACUAAACCAAAGAUCAUUUGGAAGAAAAAUUAGAAAUGAAUCAUGGAGCUAACGGUUGUUUCGUAUGAGAUUCUAUAAUGAAUACACUGAAUUGUUGAAUUUUUCUAUCAAAAUGUCCUUAUAAUUGACCAAUAGGUGGCGUUAAUGAGAUAUGACACCACUAUUUGAACAUUGAAGUUCGUUGUUGCGGAAGCCAAUUGCAAUUUAGAAAUUGACUGAGUAAAUUGUGGUGGACGUUUAUAGGAAGUUUUUCUACAAAUCACCUCAUUCAACAAUAAUGCAGGAAUCGCUUUGUGCAACUUUUGGUAAUGAAGCACCAUCAGAAAUGACUGUUUCGAAUUAGUCGAGCUGCCAUCUCUAAAAACGUGGAUGCCUAGCACGACAUUAUUAAUAAAAUUAUGUCAGUUGGGGAGAAUUUAUUACUAAAAAACGUCUGGUAAUCAUUAUUCAAGGUAAGUAUAAUGUUACAAUCAAUUCUGAACUGUUUAAUCACUUCUUGUACCUCAAAUGAUACUAAUUUAUUUGGUAUUUGGUGACAAUUAGCUACAAACCACGUCAAUAAACCAGAGAUAAUUGACCAUGUGGAGCUCAACCAAAUUAAGGAGUUAAUUGCUGCGAAAAUUGUGAGGAAAUUGAUAAUUUCCAAACUAUAAUUUUGGAAUAGGUAUUAUUAGGUCCGAAGGACUAUAAAUGGUUCAUAUAAACCAAAAGUUUUGUAGACGUUUCCAACACUCUCUUCAUAAAAAUUAAAUAAAUGAAUUCAAUCAGCGUUAAUUGUCCUCUUAGAUCUAGCUAAAAGUUGCUGUGUUCUAAAUCAGGACUAUAUGACGGAAAUGUCUAAUUGGAAUUGUUUGAAGAGUCGUAUGGUUGUAUCAGUUGUGUGUGGACAAGUGUAGUUAUGGUAGAUUGAUAUUAUCCCAGAAGACAACAUUCCUCUUAGUUUAUUUUUAAUGACUCUCCCUUAAUAUCGUAAAGUUUCGAAAUAAACAGCUGCAAUUAAAGGUUUCUAACAAUGUUCACGUGGCGGUUGCACAAUUUAUACUGACGCCUUAUUGUCGGCGAAAUGUGUAAUGCGAAAAUUGCGCAGUCGUCUAAUCUGCAUUUCCGCUUUCUGUUCGCAUAGCUUCAUUUUCUUUAGUUCUUCCAGAUAACUUUAGUUUAUGUCAGA
Diorhabda sublineata is the source of this 3140-nucleotide messenger RNA. Its product is annotated as orexin receptor type 2-like. Gene Ontology annotation, biological process: G protein-coupled receptor signaling pathway. Gene Ontology annotation, molecular function: neuropeptide Y receptor activity. The record is from RefSeq and is a predicted model, not a curated record. The transcript is spliced from 7 exons. Lineage: Eukaryota; Metazoa; Arthropoda; Insecta; Coleoptera; Chrysomelidae. Gene Ontology annotation, cellular component: membrane. The coding region runs from base 36 to 1277 and encodes 413 amino acids.